Saitoella complicata NRRL Y-17804 is the source of this 225-nucleotide messenger RNA. RefSeq lists its product as uncharacterized. The record is from RefSeq and is a predicted model, not a curated record. The transcript is spliced from 2 exons. Lineage: Eukaryota; Fungi; Ascomycota; Saitoellomycetes; Saitoellales; Saitoellaceae. Gene Ontology annotation, biological process: regulation of DNA-templated transcription. The annotation marks the transcript as partial.
UACUCCUUCGUUUCCCUCCCCGGUGCUACUCAGCAGAAGCGUCCCCGAAGACGUUACGACGAAAUCGAACGUCUGUACAAGUGUGGGUACCAGGGCUGUGAAAAAGCCUACGGUACCCUCAACCACUUGAACGCCCACGUCAGCAUGCAGGGUCACGGUGCCAAGAGAACGCCGGAUGAGUUCAAGGAAAUCCGUAAGGCAUGGCGUCAGCGCAAGAAGGAGGAG